AUGGACGACCUACAAGUAGAUUCGAGCCGCUGCUCGCCUGCCGUGGUUGAUUGGUUGCUAUUAACUUGUGUCGAUACUGGUUGGAGUCCAGCGUAAGAGUGUAAUUGCAAGAGAGGUGUCGAGCAAGGAAUAUAAAGUACAUGGUCAUCGCAAAAACGUUCUUCGCUCGCCUCCUGACUGAUCCCUCGUUCACAACUCCUCUGCUGUACAUACGCGGAACAAUGCUCUUCAGCCUGCGCUUUCGAGCCUUAUAUCAUCUCUUACAUCAUUGGGACCUUCACAGCUUUCUUGUGCCAUUUAUUUUACUCUCAUUCUACUGCCUGGACACUCUGCGGGGGUACCCUUCAAUCGAACAAGAUAUUUUCAUGAGUUUUUGGCGCAUAUAUCCAAUGCGCGUUGUGAAAAUGUUUGUACUGGGCGAUUCUCGACCGUAGUAUCCUCUUCCAGCGUCGAAAUAAAGAACAGAUCUGUCAUCGUGGUCUCGCCACCCAAUGUCAGAUUCUGGACCUACCUGGCCAUAUGCUGAGAUAUAGCUUCGUUUCUCCGGUGUCAAUUCGUAAUGGCAUCGGUGAUAA
Molecule: messenger RNA, 575 nt
Organism: Guyanagaster necrorhizus
Lineage: Eukaryota; Fungi; Basidiomycota; Agaricomycetes; Agaricales; Physalacriaceae
Exons: 4
Coding region: 141-434 (97 amino acids)
Source: RefSeq, a predicted model, not a curated record